Messenger RNA from Dendrobium catenatum, 728 nucleotides. RefSeq names its product 60S ribosomal protein L21-1. The record is from RefSeq and is a predicted model, not a curated record. Gene Ontology annotation, molecular function: structural constituent of ribosome. Bases 51 to 545 code for a protein of 164 amino acids. Gene Ontology annotation, biological process: translation. The transcript is spliced from 2 exons. Gene Ontology annotation, cellular component: ribosome; cytosolic large ribosomal subunit. Lineage: Eukaryota; Viridiplantae; Streptophyta; Magnoliopsida; Asparagales; Orchidaceae.
GACCCUGCCAUCCUCUUAAGAUCGCAGUCGGGGAUAGGAGACGGUGAAAGAUGCCGGCGGGCCACGGACUUCGUUCGCGAACUCGCGACCUUUUCGCGAGGCCCUUCAGGAAGAAGGGCUAUGUUCCUUUGACAACGUACCUUCGAACCUACAAGAUUGGGGACUACGUUGAUGUCAAGGUUAAUGCCGCCAUACACAAAGGUAUGCCUCAUAAGUUCUACCAUGGAAGGACUGGUAAAGUAUGGAACGUCACAAAGAGGGCUAUUGGAGUUGAAAUCAACAAACAGGUGGGCAACAGAAUCAUUAAGAAGCGGAUCCAUGUCCGUGUCGAGCACGUUCAGCCUUCAAGAUGCGCGGAAGAGUUCCGUCUGAGGAAGAAGAAAAACGAUGAGCUGAAGGCCGAGGCCAAGUCUCGUGGCGAGAUCAUUAGCACAAAGAGGCAACCCGAAGGACCUAAGCCUGGUUUCAUGGUUGAGGGCGCCACAUUAGAAACAGUCACACCUAUUCCAUAUGAUGUUGUUAAUGACCUCAAGGGAGGUUACUGAAUUCACAACUCCUAUUUAUCACUUCAUCCUCCUACCUUCUUUUACUAUUUUCAUCUAGAGAACUUUUACAACAAGUUGUUUAGAUUUUGAACAUUGUUUUUUAUAUCUUUUUCGACUGUUCCAAUCAUCUUUGUUACUCUUUCAGCGUUGUGUAAUUUGAAAAUUUAUUCUGCAUUUCUGACA